Messenger RNA from Strongylus vulgaris, 1014 nucleotides. NCBI's taxonomy places the organism in Eukaryota, Metazoa, Nematoda, Chromadorea, Rhabditida, Strongylidae. The record is from the annotation of a GenBank genome assembly.
UUACCACUGAUGCACGCUUAUUUCAACGCUCACAAGAACUACUUUUUGGAAGGAUCCAGCAUUGUACAGACGGGUACAGCCAGUAAUCGAGAAAAGGAGAUGGUUGCUAACUUAUUCUGCCGUCUAGCCUCUUUGCUUCGAAUUAAAAAUCGUGCUUUUGGAAGUGUAGCAAAGAUCACAGUGAAAUGUUUACAAGGACUCACUCAGGCUUUGGAUUUGAGAACGCUGGUCAAAGUGAAUUCCGAUAUCAUUCGGACGUCGCUACUAUCGUUCUUCAAUAACUGUGCUGAUGAUCUUUUUGCUGCAGUUAAAGAGCUCAAGGAAAACGGCCAGUACUCCCUCAUUCGCGGACAAAACCUGAAAUCAUGGAUCUCGCUUGAAUUCGCGCACCAGAUGAUCAUCCCAGUGCUUACGACGAUGUUUGGACAUUUGGCACGAAACCAUUUUGGAACUGAUCUCUUGUUAGAUGAUAUCCAAGCAGCUUGUUACAAGAUUUUGGAUUCGCUCUAUAUGGUAACGGGACUGUCUUCAACAGCAGCACAGAGAAAAAGUAUUGGAUUUGAAACUGAUAAGCAUCGUCCCGGACUUGGGCAAUGCCUAUCUGCGUUCGCAUCAUGCUUCCCCGUAGCAUUCCUUGAGCCUGAGUUUAACAAGAACAACAAAUACUCAGUGCUAGCUAAAUCGCAAGAACAAUCAGUCCAGGUCCAAGAAAUGCUACAAACUCUAUCUACUCACAUCCCUCAUCUCGAGAAUUUGCUGGCGGAUAUUGAGCAGGUUGCCAACAAUGGGGUAAUGUACGUUGAACAGCCGAACAUCUACGAUGUGGACCUACCCUUGAUGUGCUCAUACUUAGCCUAUUGGUUCAACGUUGGCCCAGAUGGUCGUAAGACUGAAAAGAAUGCUGACGAAAAAGAACAUCGUCAAUUGUGCGUCAUUAUUAAUAUGGAUCUUCUGCGCAUUACUGAGAAUGGUCCGAAAUCACAUUGGUGUGGAGAAUGCGCCUUGGCUAUGUAG